AUGGCCCCCCUUUCUUUAUCUAUGGUCCAGGGACCCCGAGAGCCACCCCUCCGUCAUCUCACGUUGAGAGAGCUUAUGGACCAGCAAUCUGAGAGAUUUGGGUCUAAAGAUGCCAUCAUUGUGCCGUGGAGUGGUGCCCGACUUAGUUUCCAAGCCUUGAGCCAGCAUACACAGGAUCUCGCUAAAGGGCUUCUUGCCAUGGGUAUCGGCAGGGAUGAUCGAGUUGCGAUCUUCUCAGGGGACGAUGAACGAUUUGCCGAGUUGGUUAUUGCUGUGACUCGGAUUGGCGCUGUUCUGGUGGUGCUAAAUAAGACUUUCACAUUCGUGGAGUGUGAUCGGGCCAUCCGACAUACAGAAGCUUCUUUGCUCUUCAUAGGUGACAUGGUGAACUUCAAAUCAACUAGGCCUCUCAUCCAGCAUAUCCAGACCCACCCAGUUCCUGGCCUGAAGCAGACCGUCUUGAUCCGAACCAAUUAUGUUGAUACUAUUGAGCUAGUCACCUGGGAUGAUAUUCUACGUUUAGGGAACUCGGUGUCACUGCAAGACUUACACCAAGCGCAGCACUCGGUGCAUUAUCAUGAUAUAGCCUAUGUCCAGUUCACUAGCGGAACAGCCGGGGUCCCAAAAGCUGCUAUGCUUAGCCAUUAUGGCAUCAUCAACAAUGGACGCAUGUGCGGUACCCGUUUGAAUCUAAGCUCAGAUGAUAUCGUCUGUUGUCCGCCACCAUUGUUUCACGCCCCGGCUCAUGUCUUUUGGGAGUUGGACCUGGCGAUCCGAUCGGCCAGUAUCCUGUGA
Aspergillus pseudonomiae is the source of this 795-nucleotide messenger RNA. RefSeq lists its product as uncharacterized. Lineage: Eukaryota; Fungi; Ascomycota; Eurotiomycetes; Eurotiales; Aspergillaceae. Bases 1 to 795 code for a protein of 264 amino acids. Gene Ontology annotation, molecular function: medium-chain fatty acid-CoA ligase activity. Gene Ontology annotation, biological process: fatty acid metabolic process. The transcript has 3 exons. The record is from RefSeq and is a predicted model, not a curated record.